Erythranthe guttata (spotted monkey flower) is the source of this 2178-nucleotide messenger RNA. RefSeq names its product putative methyltransferase PMT16. NCBI's taxonomy places the organism in Eukaryota, Viridiplantae, Streptophyta, Magnoliopsida, Lamiales, Phrymaceae. The record is from RefSeq and is a predicted model, not a curated record. Gene Ontology annotation, cellular component: endosome; trans-Golgi network; cytoplasm. Gene Ontology annotation, molecular function: methyltransferase activity.
CACCUCCACCAGUUGUACUUUUGUUGCUAUAAACUGAUAUAUAAUAAAGUUUGGCAUUUUUCACAUUUAUAGGAGAGGGAGAGAAAUUCAAACUGAGCUGAGGCAGAGAAAAAAAAAAAUGGGCGGUUCAACCCCACCACACUACACUCCACUCUCCAAACCCGCCGCCGCCGGCGGCGGCGGCGCCGCCUACCUCAGAAAAUCCAAACUCUACUCCCUCGCGAUCGUCACCGUCCUCUGCUCUCUCUUCUACCUCAUCGGCGUCUGGCACCACGGCGGCGGCGCCGCCACCACCACCAACCUCGGCACCACCCUCCCUUGCUUCACCACCACCAACAACACCACGAAAAAACUAGACUUCGCCACACACCACUCCGCCUCGGACGGCGGCGCCGCCGUGAAACCCUACCCACCAUGCAGCGGCAAGUACAGUGAGUACACGCCGUGCGAGGACCCAAAGAGGUCUCUGAAAUUCCCUCGGGACAAGCUGAUAUACAGGGAGAGGCACUGCCCGGAGAAGAAGAAGGAGCUCCUGAAAUGCAGGGUGCCGGCGCCGCACGGGUACAAGAACCCGUUCAAGUGGCCGGCGAGCAGGGAUCUGGUGUGGUACGCCAAUGUGCCCCACAAGGAAUUGACGGUCGAGAAAGCGGUACAGAACUGGAUCCGAUUCGAGGGCGACCGGUUCAGAUUCCCCGGCGGCGGUACCAUGUUCCCCAACGGCGCCGAUGCUUACAUUGACGAUAUCGGAAAGUUGAUUAAUCUCAAAGAUGGCUCUAUCAGAACUGCCAUUGAUACUGGUUGUGGGGUUGCGAGUUGGGGAGCGUAUCUUAUGUCGCGGAAUAUUCUCCCGAUAUCCUUCGCGCCAAGGGAUACACACGAAGCGCAAGUGCAAUUCGCUUUGGAGAGAGGAGUUCCGGCACUUCUCGGUGUAAUUGCCUCCAAGAGGCUACCGUAUCCUUCUAGGGCUUUCGACAUGGCUCAUUGCUCCCGUUGCCUCAUUCCGUGGGGUCAAAAUGAUGGAGCGUACUUGAUUGAAGUGGACCGGGUUUUGAGGCCGGGCGGGUACUGGAUACUAUCCGGUCCACCGAUCCGUUGGAAGAAAUACUGGAAAGGGUGGGAGAGGUCGAGGGAGGAUUUGAAUGAAGAGCAAACGCAAAUCGAGAACGUAGCCAAGGGUUUGUGUUGGAAGAAGUUAAUCGAAAAGGAUGAUAUCGCUAUAUGGCAAAAGCCACUCAAUCAUUUAAAUUGCAAUAAGUUGAAGAAAACCACCACGAACCCUCCGUUAUGUAGCCUUCCCAAUCCCGAUAACGCUUGGUAUACAAAGUUGGAAACAUGUUUGACCCCAUUGCCGGAAGUUUCUAGAAGCGAAGAAGUUGCGGGCGGGGAGCUAGAAAAGUGGCCGAAGCGGUUAAACGCCAUACCUCCUAGGAUUAGUAAGGGGACUAUAAAUGGAGUCACACCCGAAACUUUCGAGCAAGAUUUGAAACUAUGGAAUAGGAGAGUCUCUUAUUACAAGACGGUUAAUAACCAACUCGGACAAGCUGGAAGGUACCGGAACAUUCUAGACAUGAACGCCUUCUUGGGCGGAUUUGCCGCUAAUUUGAUCGAAGAUCCUCUUUGGGUCAUGAAUGUGGUCCCCGUCGAAGCUAAGGUCAACACGCUCGGUGUUAUUUACGAGAGGGGACUAAUUGGAACAUAUCAAAGCUGGUGCGAAGCAAUGUCGACGUACCCUAGAACGUACGAUCUCAUUCACGCCGAUUCGGUUUUUACACUAUACAAGGACAGGUGUGAAAUGGAAGAUAUAAUGUUGGAAAUGGAUAGAAUAUUGAGACCAGAAGGAAGUGUAAUAAUAAGGGAUGACGUGGACACUUUGGUGAAGGUGAAGAGAAUUGCAGAUGGGAUGAAUUGGGAUAGUCAAAUCGUUGACCAUGAAGAUGGUCCAUUGGAGAGGGAGAAGCUUCUUUUUGCAGUCAAACUGUAUUGGACUUCUCCAGUUUCUGCAGAUUAAUAAAAUAAUAAUAAUAAUAAUAGUAAUUUUAUUACAUGUAUUAAUUAAUUUUAUUACAUAUACAGGAUCUUCAAUCUUGAUGCUUAUCAAUAUUCUUUGUCUAGCCUUAAAAUGUGAAUUGAGGGUCUGGUUUAUUUGAAUUGAUCAAUAUUAAUCUAUUUGUGUAUUUU